AGGGCUAUCGAAGGGAUGGCCUGCAUUGCUCUCCUCUCCCUGAGCAGCAGCAUCUCGCCUUUGAAAUUCCCUUGCCUGCAGCUCGGGCUGUCCUUUUGGGAAAGUUAAUUCUACCGAGCUCAUUGUUGUGGAUGCCGGGUCUCGCUCAGAGUUGUAUUAAUUUGUAGGAGGGGAGGGGAAGCGUGGCGCUUUUAGCUUCGUUCGGUGGAAAGCAUCGUUGUGGAAGGUCAAGGAGGGGGAGGUUGAGAAUGGAAUGACGCGGGGGAGUUAGUGAGAGUGAGAAUUGGCGUUGGAUGUUGAGUUUGUAGAAUAGCUUUGAGAGGGGAGACAAGGGGAUCGUUUGCGAGGGGAAAGGGGUUUUUGUUGGUGGCGAGGAGUUAGUUGUGGGAAGAGAGGGGGACUCGUAGAAAUGGCACCGAUGGUGCUUCUCCUGAAUGCUACCAAGGUGGCGGGCCUAGUGGGCGCAAUUACGGUGGUUGCUAAUGCGUUAACGUUUCGGCACUUCCAUCGUAAAAAUAUAGCCCCGUUCCCAGACCCGGUGGACGAGUCGAAGGAAGUCCUGGCCGAGUUUCCUAUUGACAAAGAAGUUGAGGAUGGAGGCUUCUUCUUUGCACUUGCAACAGCACCGGCUCAUGUGGAAGACAAACUAGAUGAUGCUUGGCUGGAAUUUGCAAGAGCUGGUGAGCCCAAAGACAACCCUGCAGGAGAUCCGCCCGAGACCCGUACUGGUGAAAAAGAUUCUGCCGCAUCGUAUUCUGGAAUUUCGCUGACUGAAGAAGCGCAGGCUGAAGAUAUUAAGAAAGGUACAAAGGACUCGGUUUCAGUUUCGGGUGAGAAAAAUGUUUCGAGCGACGAGAUUUCGGAUGUGGUGCAAUCUUCUCAAGAAAAUGUAGAUUCAGGAGAAAAAGGUUCCAGUGAAAAUCCAAAUAUUAUUAGGACUGAACGGGUUUCUAGUGAAGGUGGAAAUGGAAAAAAUGGUGAUGGGCUAGGUGGUGAAUGGGAGGUUGUAUCUGAGAAAUACAAGUCAGACACUGAUUCCGAGAAGACUGAUAAGAGCCCUAGCAAACUAGAACAAGCUUCCAAGGUUGUGGAAGAAACUUUCAAAGAUGGUCGCAAACAAAUUUCAGAAGAGGAAAGGCUCGAGACCAUGAGUAAAGAAUUAAACCCCGAGGCUCCCAAGAAGCCUCGACGUGUUGGCUUUCAUAGCAAAAAUACAGCGGAACCCAGUCUCAUGAAUGUUCCUCGUAGAGCAAAGAAGUUUGCAAAAUUGUCAAUGGAAGCUAUGAUUCGAGGUUUUGAGAAGUUUACUGAAGAAGAAGCCAUACAUAACGUGGCUGCAUGGCACAACGCAAUCAACCCUGAGGAAAGGUUGCGGUUCUGGACACAACCCGACACAGAGAUUAAGCUCGCUCAAGGUACACAUUCGAAAGUAUUUCGAAUGGGUGUUGAUUGGAGUCGAAUCAUGCCCAUCGAACCUGUCGAUGGUCUUGAAAAUUCGGUGAAUUGGGCAGCUGUAGAUCGGUAUCGGUAUAUCAUUCAAAGAGUAUUGGACCACGGCAUGAAAGUGAUGCUGACCCUCUUCCAUCACUCCCUUCCUCAAUGGGCAUCAAAGUAUGGUGGAUGGAAGGACCCUAAGACUAUCAAGUACUUCCUAGAUUUUACAAGGUUAGUUGUGGAUAAUUAUGGAGACCUUGUUGACUACUGGAUUACCUUCAAUGAGCCCCAUGUAUUUGCUAUGCUCACCUACUGCGCUGGUGCAUGGCCAGGAGGAGAUCCUGACAUGCUGGAGACAGUCACAGCUGCAAUGCCAAGAGGAGUGUUCAAGGUCGUCAUGCAGGCCAUGGCUGAUGCUCACAUUGACGCUUAUGAUAUCAUCCAUGGCAGCAGUAAAUCCAGGAAGCCCGCAAGAGUAGGCAUAUCACAUCAUGUGUCCUUCAUGCGACCAUAUGGGUUGUUCGACACGCCUCUGGUGGUCUUCAGCAAUUGGAUGACACGAUUUGCUUACUGUGAUGAUGUGGCACACAAGUGUGACUUUAUGGGCAUUAACUAUUAUGGUCAGGAGGUAGUCUCAGCUCCAGGUCUGAAAAACGUGGAGAAUGAUGAAUACAGCGAAUCCGGACGGGGUGUCUAUCCGGAUGGAUUGUACAGAAUGUUGAUCGAGUUUCAUGAGCGCUACAAAAAGCACGAUAUGAAAUUCAUUAUUACUGAAAACGGCGUUUCAGACGCCACUGACUACAUUCGUCGACCAUAUAUCAUUGAGCAUCUGCUUGCGGUUCGAGCAGCGAUGGAUAAGGGUGUACGUGUUCAAGGUUACUGCUUCUGGACAAUCUCAGACAACUGGGAGUGGGCUGAUGGGUAUGGUCCAAAGUUUGGUUUGUGUGCUGUGGAUCGACACAAAGACCUCGCUCGUCAUCCUCGUCCUUCCUAUGAUCUAUAUACAGAGGUGUCAAAAACCGGAAAGGUAACGAAGUCGCAGCGGCAAGCUGUAUGGGAAGAUCUUCAGGAGCAAGCUAGGCAGGGCAAGACGAGACCAUUUUGUCGAGAAACCAACGAUCAAGGCCUUAUGUUUGCAGGGGGUCUGGAUGUGCCGAUGGAUCGACCAUUCGCGGUCCGAGACUGGCGCUUUGGAAAGUAUGAAAUGGAAGGUCUGCAAGACCCGUUGAGCUCAUUUACUCGGUACUUGCGAGAAGGGGCUAUCUUCAGGAAGAAGAAGAAGAGCAGACAACAGAACAAAUCAACCUCAAACCCAGCUCUCACUGCGUAGAUCCAGAAGAAUUCUCUAUGUACAGCUUAACAUCACCUGUACGAAUUUCUUUUCAAUUGGUUAUGAACAUUGAGGCUACGGAACAUGAUCUGUCCUAAUAUUUAUCGCUAUGAACUCUGCCUGUAAAUGUUAUAUGUUUCUGUACAUUUGUAACUUAUAAUGCUCGUAGAGUUGCUUGAGUUGCAACUCCGUAAUCAAGGAGGCUCUUGGUUUGGAAAAUAAAACUCAGGACCUUGGCGACGAAUGUGAUGUUGAGUCCUCGUCAGAGGUCUGGGUUAGGAAGCAUUGAUUUGGAAAGCUGAUCAUGAUGUUUUGAACCAAGUGUUGGCCAAUUAUAGCGUGUUUGUGAACUACCUAGAUAUCCGACUUCCUAGGGAUGGAGCGAACUGACCCGUUAUUGUUUGUACAUUUUUACCUCAUUUAACUUGUUAAUUUGUGGUGGAUC
This is a messenger RNA of Physcomitrium patens, 3209 nucleotides long. NCBI's taxonomy places the organism in Eukaryota, Viridiplantae, Streptophyta, Bryopsida, Funariales, Funariaceae. The record is from RefSeq and is a predicted model, not a curated record.